UAAAGCCGUUAGAUGUCGAGGAACUUCAUGAAAUGACAGACUGUCAUAGUACAGAAGACAGUGGAUUCUGCGUCAGAUGCAGGAGUCUCGUGAAAGACGAUUCUUUUAUUCAGACCCUUGGAGGUGAUUGGCAUUCAAAUUGUUUUCGGUGUUCCCAGUGUAACAAAAGCUUAUCCAACUGGUACUUUGAGAAGAAUGGACAACUAUAUUGUAAGCAGGAUUACUGGGCCCUGUAUGGAAAUGUCUGUAACAGAUGUGGCCUUAUUAUCACAGGACCAGUCAUGGUGGCAGGAGACCAUAAGUUUCACCGAGAAUGUUUCCAGUGUAACAACUGUGACAUGUUCAUAGAGAAUGGACAAACAUAUGCACUGGUGGAGCAGCAUCUAUUGUUCUGUGGAGAGUGUUACAAAAUAAAAAUGAAACCUGUCCUGAUCACGUCUUCCAGUCAAAAUAAGGGGGCACAUUCCAUCCAGCUGAUUGAGAUUCCACCUGCCUCAACUGGACAGAGUCUAAGACUAGAUCACAAUUUGAGUCCAGAAUUAGAUGCUGUUAGUGUUGGAGACAAGAUCCUGGAAGUAAACGGGAUGCCAGUAAAGGAAAGCUCUGUUGAGGAGAUUGACCAGAUUUUACAAAAUUCCGGAGAACCUAUACAACUGAUAUUAGAAAGGGGAGCAUCUACCCUUUUCUCCCCAUCUAAAAGUCAAACAGAUUCCAGGAGCAGUAACUUCUUUCUAAGUCCCAAUGGUUCACCAUUCUCUGAUGAUGAGACUCUGCCUAGAGAGAAAAUCAUCAAUGAAGUCAGUGUGAAAAGAAGAGCCAAGAAAGAUCAAAUGAAUAAAAACACAUCCAGAAGAAGGAGUAAGUCACCCUCGCCGAUGCCUUCCCGCACAAAAAGUGUUGAUCUCACUCGAGCCUCCUCCUUCAAGACUCAGCCAACAUCACACAGAGUUUUCAGAGCCACUGACCUUAUCCAGGGGGAAGUGCUUGGCAAAGGUUUCUUUGGACAGGCUGUUAAAGUGACUCAUAGAAUAACAGGGGAGGUAAUGGUGCUAAAAGAAAUGUAUAGAUUUGAUGAAGAAGUUCAAAAAAGCUUCCUCAAAGAGGUUUCGGUGUUACGGAGUGUUGAUCAUCCACAUGUACUGCAAUUUAUGGGAGUUCUGUAUAAGGACAAAAAGCUCAAUCUGAUUACAGAGUAUGUCUCUGGUGGUACUCUUGGAAAUCUAUUGAAAGACCUCUCAGUUUCCUUAUCCUGGAAACAAAGAGCAGAGUUUGCCCAGGGCAUUUCACAAGGAAUGGAAUAUCUACAUUCCCUUGGAAUCAUACACAGAGACUUGAACACCAACAACUGUUUUGUUAAAAAUGAUAUGACUGUGGUUGUUGCUGAUUUUGGAUUGGCAAGAAUUUUACCAGAUCAGUAUCAAUAUCCCUAUCAGAUCAAAGCAGGAAAAAGCAAGCGUCGUUAUCAACGCAAGAAACGCUACACAGUGGUGGGCAGUCCGUACUGGAUGGCUCCUGAGAUGCUAAAGGGCAAAAGUUACGAUGAAAAAGUAGAUCUUUUCUCAUAUGGCAUUGUUGUGUGUGAGAUUCUUGCCAGAGUUGAAGCAGAUCCUGACAUUUUACCCAGAACAAUAACUUUUGAAUUGGAUGUCACAAAAUUCUUCCAAAAAUUCUGCUCAGAAAAAGAUUUUCCAGUAUCAUUCUUCAAAAUUGCCACAAUGUGCUGUCAAAUAACUCCAGAAAACAGACCCAGCUUUGAUAGAGUAAGCAUCUGGACAGAGAGUCUCCUGGUUCAUUUGGAGCAUGGUGGACCAUUACCCCCAGAAUUACAGGGAGAUCCUAUAGAAUAUUAUUAUGCCGUGAGAGAAGGAAGAGCUUCAGAAAAUUCAGUACAAUUUGAAAACAAGUCUAGAACAUCAUUGGAUACCAUCACUGAACAAAACAAAGACACGUCAAAUGGACUCUCACAGGCUAAAAAAUUUGUGAUUGAAAAUAUAGUGGAAAAAACAAAACCAGAAUUUGGAAGAGACAGGAGUUAUAGUGAAAAUUCUUUGUCUAAAUCUUCUGAUAUGUUGUCUGUGACUACUUCAAGCAUUGGGGAGUCUCUGAGUGACAUUGAUACUUCUGUUGAUGUGGUUACCACCAUUUUGGACAAGCUGAAUUUUCAAGAAAGUACAAGUGAUGUGGAAAUUUCUAGCACAUUUGGGGAUACCAAACUCUCUCUGCCAAAUCACAGGACUUUAGCGAGUACUGAUAUUGACAGUGAGUGUGAUCAAGUCUUGCAGUGCAAUACUUCAUACAGUGAAGAACCAAAGUCCACAGAUUGGGAAGCAAUCGUCUCCCCUAAUUCUUUGUAUAACAAAGAACUUGACCUCAGUGAUACCAAGUUUUUAAAAGACACUUCUACGCCCAAAUAAUGUUUCUCAGAGAUGAACAAUGUUCUUUGUCGUAUGUGAAAGUGAAACAUACAAAGAGUUCAAUAAUUCAGAGUCACAUUUAUUAUAAUUUACAUAACACCAAAAUCAAUUUUUUUCUUAAAUAUCUUGCAAAAUCAUUCCAUUUGUGUAGUCUGAAAAAUGUAAAUUUGACACUGCAUGGUGCACCAGUACUUAACGAGGCAGAGUCUAAUUAUUUCUACCCUAGAUAUUUUGAUAAAUUUUCUUGAAUGAAUUUUUACUAUUAUAUUAAUUAUUUUAAGAUAAAUAUAUCAAAUGUUUACCAUCCCGAUGUCAAAUUUUACUAUUGGACUCUAUGGGAUUUUGUUGGAAAAGUGCCAAAUUAUCACAUUUUCCCCAUAUUCUUUGGUAUUUCUACCCUAGGGAUUUUGUUUUCAGUCAAAUACAGGAAAGUUAUUGUAAAAAGUCACCAAACUGUGAAAUUUCAAAAAAGUUCACCAUCUGGUUUGGUCUAGGUAUUAUUACAAAGUUUAUUUUUUCGCAGUGCCCAAUACCUCUUAAUUUGCCAUAUUGCAGCAUACAUUUUAAUUGUAUGUUUCGGCGCAGAUGAAUUAUUUUGGUAAAAAAUAACAAUGUUUAGAUUGCUAGUAUGUUUCUUUUGAUGUUCUGUCAACAGUGUUUAAUAAAAUGUCCAUGGAUACCAAAGUAAUUAAAAGGUAUGGGGACAAAACUUGCAUGGAUGAUGCAUCUAGGAUUGCACAGUACAGAGUUGCUUCAGAGCCUGGAUAUGACCUACAUUUUUUAGAUUAGUGACCAGUUUAAUUUAAAAUGUUUUAUAGCAAUCUCAUUCCCAAGUAACUCUAAGCCUUAUAGUGAACAAACAUGAAUUGAUGAUAUAUCUAGGGAUACACACUACAAGACAUCCUUCAGAUGCUGUAUCAGACCUACAUUUUUAGGAUGAUUGACUAGCUUAAAGUUUAAAAACAUGUCCAUUCUCAAAAUAAACCUUUUGGUGACUUAACAUCCAUGGAUGAUGCAUUCACAGUACCAGACCCUUUGGAUGCUGCAUCUAACCUACAUUUUUGGAGCAAGUCCAUUCCAAAGUAACUAUUAGCCCACCUGGGGCACUUGGCACUUGUGCAUGGAUGAUGCAUCUAUAAGGAUGCACACUACCAGACCUGCUUUGUAUGCUGCAUUUGACCAACAUUUUCCAGGUGAUUGAACAGUGAAUGCUUUUGAAGCAGGUACAUUUCAAGUAACUUUAAAUCCUAUUCAGACCAAACUUGCAUAGGUUUUGCUUCUAGGGGAGCACACUGGUCAUGUAGUGUGGGACUUUGCCUUGCUUAUAAAUAAUGUAUUGCAAUAUAUUUUAGUUACACUUGAAUGCGCAGAGUUAGGAUUGUGUAAUUAUUAAUAGCCCAUUAAUUUUUAUUUAUUAUUCAAGAACUUUUUAUAGCAAGUAGUGUCACAUAUCCAUUUUUUUUUAAUUUUAAACAGUAUUUAGCAGCAAGUACUUCAAAAUGCAUGUACACACAAAUUUAACCUGUAGUUUAUAUUUAUUAUGUCAAUACAAAUAUCGGAAUGUAUUAAAAAAUAAAUAUGAUUUGAAUCGAUGUGGAGAUUUUUAGGUUCUUGCACAAAAAUAAUGAUAAAUUUGUGAGUUUUGAACCAAGCCUUUCUAAACAACCCCUUUUCCAAGUCAACUGAAGAAAUGGAAUUUGAACAACCUUGACCUAAAGCACUUAAGAACAUUCCAAUUACAUGUAUAUCAUAGUUUCAAUCAAUGAUGUUGAUGUGGUUAAGUGCUUCAAGUGUGUGCAAUUUGUAUUAUGUUAUUUAUGUUAUAAUUUUAAGCGACAAAGUUAUAUUUAGAGUGGUUUAAAAAUGCUACACAAGACAAAGUUGUAUCAGGAAGCUUUAUCAAUAUUUAGGAAAUAACAUGUCAUGUAGAGGUAUAUUUUAUAUGCAUUUUUAUUUGCCUACUUUUCAGCUCAUAAUCAACCAAUUUAAGUGAUAUAUUGUAAGGUGCUAUGUUUAUUUUUCUCACUGUUUUAAGCAGUUUCAUUUUUUAUGUAUUUUGAAAAUGUCCAUUUUAUUUAAAGGUGUAUGAUUUAUAAUUGCAGAUAUUUUUGU
Molecule: messenger RNA, 4526 nt
Organism: Saccostrea echinata
Lineage: Eukaryota; Metazoa; Mollusca; Bivalvia; Ostreida; Ostreidae
Product: LIM domain kinase 2-like
Exons: 15
Coding region: 33-2414 (793 amino acids)
Biological process (GO): protein phosphorylation; actin cytoskeleton organization
Cellular component (GO): cytoplasm; nucleus
Molecular function (GO): protein binding; ATP binding; protein serine/threonine kinase activity
Source: RefSeq, a predicted model, not a curated record